CCAAAACAAUUAGAGGCUGAAACUUUAGUCUCUUGCAUAUUUUCUUCUUCCUCAGUGACAGUGUAAAAGCUUAAUUCACAAUAAUGGAGACUAGUGUCACGUGCUGCGCACGUGCAGAUCUCCUCCCAAAUGUUUCUUCUCAACAAUAUUCAACUACUGCACUAGCAGCUCCUAGGUCCAUUUCCCCAUCAUUCAGCAUCAGGAGUCUGAAAUCAAGCUCUUUAUUUGGGGAAUCAUUGCACGUUGCCCCUAAAUCAUCACUCAAUGUUUCUAAGACUAAAAGCUAUUCCCUAGUGAGUAAAUGUGAGAUUGGUGAUAGCCUGGAAGGAUUUCUUACGAAAUCAACAUCAGAUAAGGGGCUGAUCAGUCUAAUGUUAUGUAUGGGAGAAGCACUCAGAACAAUUGCCUUUAAAGUCAGAACAGCUUCUUGUGGAGGAACAGCUUGUGUCAACUCUUUUGGAGAUGGGCAGCUUGCUGUUGAUAUGCUUGCAAACAAGCUCCUUUUCGACGCCUUGACUUAUUCACACGUCUGCAAAUAUGCUUCUUCUGAGGAAGUCCCUGAGCUCCAAGACAUGGGAGGCCCUGCUGAAGGAGGAUUUAGUGUUGCUUUUGAUCCACUUGAUGGAUCAAGUAUUGUGGACACAAACUUCACAGUUGGAACCAUAUUUGGUGUGUGGCCUGGAGAUAAGCUAACAGGUAUCACAGGAAGAGACCAAGUCGCUGCGGCCAUGGGUAUAUUUGGACCUCGUACUACAUAUGUUCUUGCUCUUAAAGACGUUCCUGGCACCCACGAAUUCCUCCUCCUUGAUGAAGGGAAAUGGCAACAUGUCAAGGACACAACAGAAAUUGGAGAAGGAAAAAUGUUUUCCCCUGGAAAUUUGAGAGCUACAUUUGACAAUGCUGAUUAUGCCAAGCUGAUUGAUUACUAUGUCAAAGAGAAAUACACCUUGAGAUACACCGGAGGAAUGGUGCCUGAUGUUAACCAGAUAAUUGUGAAGGAGAAAGGAAUUUUCACAAAUGUGACAUCUCCAACUGCCAAAGCCAAGCUAAGACUGCUAUUUGAAGUUGCACCUUUAGGAUUCUUGAUAGAGAAAGCUGGAGGUUAUAGCAGCGAUGGGAAACAGUCAGUUCUAGACAAGGUGAUAGGAACUCUUGAUGAGAGAACUCAAGUAGCAUACGGUUCCAAGAAUGAGAUUAUCCGCUUUGAAGAAACACUCUGUGGAUCUUCAAGGCUUAAGGCUGCCCAACCAGUUGGUGCUGCUGUGCUGCCUAAUUGAGGGCUUGACCGCAGCCUCGACAUUAUUCUUUCUAGAAAUAUCUAAAUUUCCAUGUAUAAAAUUUCAAGGAUGUUGUUCUAUGAGGGAUCAAGGUUAAGAUGUCAAACUUGUGAAGAAAACGGGAGUCAAACAGUUUUCUUUUCCUAUAUUUUUCUUGGCGAGUCUUUGUUUCUGAAAUAUAAUCUUGUACGGCAACUCUCUCAAAUGCUGGAGGGCACAAAGAGAGAUGAUUUUAUGGCUGUAUCAUUCAA
Molecule: messenger RNA, 1528 nt
Organism: Nicotiana tabacum (common tobacco)
Lineage: Eukaryota; Viridiplantae; Streptophyta; Magnoliopsida; Solanales; Solanaceae
Product: sedoheptulose-1,7-bisphosphatase, chloroplastic
Biological process (GO): sucrose biosynthetic process; gluconeogenesis; fructose 1,6-bisphosphate metabolic process
Cellular component (GO): cytoplasm
Molecular function (GO): fructose 1,6-bisphosphate 1-phosphatase activity
Source: RefSeq, a predicted model, not a curated record